AAGGGAAGGUACAGCACUCCAUUGACCCUCAACUUUAUCCGGGGCCGCAGGGAAAUGUUGAAUAACGGCUGACACACUCCUGCCUCGUCGUUUACUCAGACCGGCACGCUGCUCGACGACCGGACGCCCUCGGAAAGGAGUUUGGGGGCUUCGGACUUGAUUUUCACACGACUGGCUUCCCUUUGUGACACCAUUGGAGACACCCCGCCCGACCUUACAGCAUAGACUAUACAGCAAACACCAUUGAAGCGGCCCAUAUCGGUCCAAACUCAGGACCUACUCCCAGCAGCACCAAAGUCACAUCACCAACCAUGGCACCCGACUCCGCCGCCGCCGUCGCAGCAAAAGCAGCCGCCAUCGUCCCCGAAGCAAUCGAAGCCGCCAAGCGCAAAGCCGCCUUCGCCGCGGUGAAAGCGCACUUCACCUCCACCAUGUCUUUCGUAGGGAUCGGGUCCGGAAGCACAAUCGUCUACGGCGUGGAAGCCAUCAAAGCGCAUUUAGAAGCCAACCCUCCCCCUCCAGGCCAUCUAAACUGGUUCAUCCCCACAGGCUGGAACUCGAAGAAAGUCAUCGAAGCGGCGGGGCUAAUGCCGCUUACGCUCGACUCCGUGCCCGCAAACGCGGAGAUAGAAGUCUGCUUCGACGGCGCGGACGAAGUGGACGAGGAGCUGAAUUGCAUCAAAGGCGGAGGCGCGUGUUUGUUCCAGGAGAAGCUGGUGGCGCUGCGCAGCAAGAAAUUCGUGUGCAUUGCCGACUACCGCAAAGCGCAGCGCAGACUGCUGACGCAGUGGCCUACCAUUCCGAUUGAAGUGGCGCCAAUCGCGCAAGCGGCGGUGAUUAAGGAGUUGCGCGCGCUCGGGUCGGCGAAUCCGGUUCUGAGGGAACAUACUUUGUCUAAGACGGGACCUAUCCAGACGGAUCAGAGUUUUUACAUUGUCGAUGCGCCUUUUAAGACGCUGUUGACUGCUAAGGAUGUCGCGAGGGGUGUUGGCAAGGGGCAGGGGGAGGAUGGGGUGUGGGAGGUGAAUACGCUGGCGAGGCGGAUCAAGGAUAUCAACGGGGUGUUGGAGGUGGGGUUGUUCCAUGGGGUGAAUGGGGAGGAGGCGGCGAAGUUGGGGCUGCAAGGGGGACAGAAGCCCGUGGCGGUGUAUUUUGGGCUGGAGAGUGGGGAGAUUGAGGUGCAGCAUUACUCGCAGACGCCGAAGUGAGGAGGAGAAAAGCUGGUGAUAGAUGAGAUGCAUGUAGAGAGUGGCAUUCAACCACGCCA
Molecule: messenger RNA, 1267 nt
Organism: Neohortaea acidophila
Lineage: Eukaryota; Fungi; Ascomycota; Dothideomycetes; Mycosphaerellales; Teratosphaeriaceae
Product: ribose 5-phosphate isomerase A-domain-containing protein
Exons: 1
Coding region: 312-1208 (298 amino acids)
Biological process (GO): D-ribose metabolic process; pentose-phosphate shunt, non-oxidative branch
Cellular component (GO): intracellular membrane-bounded organelle
Molecular function (GO): ribose-5-phosphate isomerase activity
Source: RefSeq, a predicted model, not a curated record